CUUCUGCUGCCAAGUGGAAAAAAGACAGCGGGAUGAUUGCCUGUAAGCCAAACUGGAAAAGCUGUUUUCUGUUUCACGUGAGCAAAAGUGGUGUCAUAGUCACCUGAAGGAGAACAACUGGCUCUGGCUUACGGGGAAAAUGAGCUGAGCAGAUUUAAAGAAGUUCCGCUCGUUAUCUCAGAAAGCCAGAAAGUGCUCGUCUGUGCGUGUGCGUUUGUGCAGGCUGAAGCGUGUGCCUCCGUGCGACCCCAGAGAGGAACGCAGCCCCACGCAGCAGCCUGCCUGCAGCAGCAUAUUUCCCGCCAUCGGCAGCUGACCUCCUCCUUCCUCCAUGUAUGUGAACCCAAGGCUGCAUCUGGAAUGCUAUUGAUCUGUGGCAUUAGUCAGCAGCCUUUUCCCAUUGAAGGCCAGCUCUUUCCCAGCUUCUGACACGUAAUUCUGAUCCCAGCCUUUCACGUACCACACACUCCCCACCUGCUCAUCUGGGAGAAGGUCAUUAUCCCCAGGCUAUUCACUGGCAAUGGAGCAUGCAAGAAUGGAUGCUUCUCCUAUUAUGCUUCCUAUCUCCCUGAUUGGCUGCGGAGUGUGGGAAACUCCACCAAGCGGGAGACCCACAGGCUCUCGGGGAGGCUGCACAGUAUAAAUAUUGUGCAGAGGCAGCUUUCAGCAACACGUUUCUCCUGGACUUCCACUCUGAGACCUUCCUCCCUUGCUCAGGACAGAUGGCUCCCAGCACUGUUUUUAUGGAGCCUGACAACCUGCUGACACCGAAGGAGAAAAACAAACUAAGGAAGCCGGUGGUGGAGAAAAUGCGCCGCGACCGAAUUAACAGCAGCAUUGAGCAGCUGAAACUGCUCCUGGAGAAGGAGUUUCAGAGACACCAGCCCAACUCCAAGCUGGAGAAAGCUGACAUCCUGGAGAUGACCGUCAGCUACCUGAAGCAGCAGAGCCAGCUGCAAAUGAAGACUGCAGGAUCCUUCCACAAAAGCUCUCAGUUUGACUUCAGAGAGGGCUAUUCCAGGUGUUUGCAAGAAGCUUUCCAUUUCCUCUCUCUUCAUAAAGUCCGAACUGAAACACAGACCAGACUUUUGAGCCACUUCCAGAAGAGCCAGACAGCUGCCUCGGAGGUCGCCCUUUCUCCUGGGAAUCCCAGCACCCUGAAGCAAGCAUCUCCAAAAGACGCCAGUACUCUCUGGAGGCCCUGGUAGUCAGGGGAGUCUUUACUCCAUGGACCUUUGCCUUUUCCAGUCUAGAGGAAGGAUCUGACUGCAUCUGAUAGUCCAGUUCUGAUCCUCUCUUCUGUAGGGAUUUUUAUUUCCCCAUGUAUUUUAUUUAUAUAUGAAAAGAAUGCCAUACUUUUGACUUUUAUGGAAUCCUUUGGCAAAAGUUCAGGCAUUCUGGUGAGUGGUAUUGAAGCUGUGUAGAUGCUGGUUGUAACAGCACAUGGCGUGCUGCCCAGUCAGGGGCAAAUGUCUUCAAAAUGAAGGAGGGUAUUUUGUAAAAGUUACAGUUGUGACGGGCAGGAGCUGCUGUAGGAGAGAUUUCUCUCAUGUUGCCUGUAAGAGCCAUCGGCUUUGCUCUGGAUUGACUAGCGAUGCUUGUUUGCUCAGUCACUCCGGAGGAUAAAUUCACUACCCUUAGGUUCAUGCACACUUGAUUAAAACCUAUUUCUCUCUAUUUGCUUAGAACUCGUACAGCAUCAAAGAUGGUUUCUGUUUUGUUUUGGAUCUUUCCUGCGAUGACCCUUUCAUAAUCUUAGAAUAUAAAGUGUGAUGAACAGAAGCUAAGGAAUUUAUGUGGAAUAUUUCUACUAUUUUGCUGCUUUUUUCAAUUUAGAAAAAGAGUAUGUUCUGCUUUAUGUUAAAGAAAAGGUAGUAGGCAAAAGACUUGAUUGUUCAAUGUUAUACAUUUUGGGUGUAAGCUGUGCUUUUUCUAGCAUUUUCAUUAUAAUAAUGAUUUUUGUCUGUAUUGAGUGGUUUAAUUCAUGGUGGAUAUUGUUUCUCCCACUAUUGGGACAGCCCUAUGGGGUACGUGCAUACUGUGUAUGCGUCUCUGUGUCUU
This is a messenger RNA of Cuculus canorus (common cuckoo), 2061 nucleotides long. RefSeq names its product transcription factor HES-5. Lineage: Eukaryota; Metazoa; Chordata; Aves; Cuculiformes; Cuculidae. Gene Ontology annotation, cellular component: nucleus. Gene Ontology annotation, biological process: regulation of transcription by RNA polymerase II; regulation of neurogenesis; anterior/posterior pattern specification. Bases 723 to 1208 code for a protein of 161 amino acids. Gene Ontology annotation, molecular function: protein dimerization activity; DNA-binding transcription factor activity, RNA polymerase II-specific; RNA polymerase II cis-regulatory region sequence-specific DNA binding. The transcript has 4 exons. The record is from RefSeq and is a predicted model, not a curated record.